Messenger RNA from Sitodiplosis mosellana (orange wheat blossom midge), 2191 nucleotides. RefSeq lists its product as uncharacterized. NCBI's taxonomy places the organism in Eukaryota, Metazoa, Arthropoda, Insecta, Diptera, Cecidomyiidae. Gene Ontology annotation, molecular function: protein binding. The record is from RefSeq and is a predicted model, not a curated record. The coding region runs from base 183 to 2171 and encodes 662 amino acids. The transcript is spliced from 4 exons.
UGUGGAUAUCCAUAAAACAAAUUUAAAAAUUAUUUCAAAGUGACGGAAAGGUUGUCCAAAACAAAAUCAACAUUCUCUUUUUACUCUGUUGUAUUGCAACUGUCAUUGGACAAAUUGCCGUCAAAUUUGUUUGAGGUUAGGUUUACUCGUUAUUAUAGAAUUUAUGUAAAUAGUGCAGAAGGAUGGCACGGUACAUUCAUUUUUAUCGAAAAAGUUUAACUUUUGCACAGAUAUUCAAUAAUGGUCCUUCAUAUUCAACGAGAAAUGUGUUAUUUUCUACAAACAAAUAUUUGUAUAAUACCCGUGGAUUUCAUACAUUUGGACUAUUGAAUAAUGAAGAGAAUAACGAGAAAAAUCAAAGUUCUAUUUCAAUAAAACAAUUAUAUCGCACCGAAUCUGCGGAAUUGAAUGACAUCGUGAGGAAAGUCGUAUCAAAUGUCCAGAAAGACGAAAUCAACGCUGCUAUAGAGAUUUAUAACGAAUGGAAUCAGAAAAAUGGUUUUGAUGAUUUUGUAUUUUUAACCCUGGUGAAUGGCUUGUUAAAAUGCAAACGAAUAGAUGAAGCAAAACAGAUAGUGACGCAAUUUGAUAGUAAUAGCUUGAAAUCACGAUCAAAUAAAGAUACUCACAUGAUAUUGUGUAGUAUAUUCGACUCGUUGAGCGAUCACUCAGAUUUAAAUGACAUGAUAUGGUUCGUGGAUAAUCUAAUAUUCAGCCGAAAACACGUCAAUCGAAGAGUUUUGGAGAUUAUCAUUAAAAAUGUCCUGCGGAAACAUAAAGAUGUGGAUGCUACAUUCAAUUUAUUUGAUCGGAUAGCUCAACAAUUCCAUGUGACGCCAUUAAGUCUGGUCUUAACGUGUGAGCUAAUUAAACUUAAUGAUAUUGAGAAAUUGGAGAAAUUAUUGGAAAUCAUAUCGAAAUUGCAUGGACAAGUCAAUGGUUUCUAUGAUAUGGCAUUUGCAUUCACAAUUUGCGGUCGUAUUGAUCAAGCGAAGCGGAUCUUCUGUUCUCUUGAGACGCAAGAUUCCAACAGAUUCGAAUACUUUAUUAACAAUCUGAAGCUACGACGACAAGUUGAAAAUUUGCGUAAUUUAUUAGCUGCAACCGCGAAUUGUGUGUCGAAAGAAUGUCGUGCAAACAUGUAUUCGGCAUUAUUAGAACUUUGUGCGUAUGAACAUAAUCCGAGGAAAAUCAUCGCGAAUGUAUGUUCGGCAAUGAACGAAGAACAGAUAAUACCCACGGAUGAAAGCAUUCAAAAAAUCAGAAAACUGAUGAAACGAACAAACAGUGAAAUUCCAAAGACAUGGAUACAAAUCCAGCCAAAUACAGACAAUACUGAAGUAAAGUUGCAAGCCCUUCUUAACGAAAAUAACAUACAAGAGGCAAAUACAAUUUUGUAUGAUUCUCUGAACUCGGAAACUCCGAUACAAAGGAAUAUCAUGAGAUACUGUUUGUUGAGAAAUGCAGAGAGCGGUUCCAUUGCAAUUUUUGAUGAUUUAAAACUGAAAUUUGACUCACAAACAAAAAUUCAGCUGAAAUUUUAUACGUACGAGUGUGCAGCAUACAUCAAGGCUGGUAAAAGCGAAGAAUAUAUGAAGAUUAUUCGUAAUGCCAAGAGUGGCAUGGAUUCGAAAGAAUUGGCCGUAAGCAUUUCGGAACGCGUCAUCGAUAUGAUUGAGUCAAAUCCGAAUAUUUAUGAAGAAUAUAAAGACAUUGCGUUGAAUUUUGCUGAUAAGGAUGUAGUGAAACCAAUUUGCCUUGCAUGGAUAUAUAAUUUCGUGAACAAUAAGAAUACUUCAGAUAAUGAAAUGAUAUGGAAUACAUAUUUGAAGCGUCAUCCCACGAUUGUCUGCAACCAGGUCACAAAAAUCCUUUUUCAACGGAACGAAGGAGAAAAACUUCGCGUAUUCUUAAAUUUAGACAAUUUAAACAAAAAAUACAUUGCAAAAUCUGAACUAGGUAAAGCAUAUAGUAGUCUGUUCGAUAAUCUUUUUUAUAAGGGUGACUAUGACACAAUCAUUGAAGAGUUGCAUAAGGCAAUUUUAUUUUUAUCAUUGAAAGAUUUCAAAUCAAACACCUUGAAUCGGAUUAAAUUGGGUCCAGACGAAUUUAGUAAACAAUUUUGGUCGGUGAUAAAUAAUAGUGGCAAUUAUAUCCAGUCUAAGAAAUAAAACUUUGUUAAACUUUAAAA